Molecule: messenger RNA, 891 nt
Organism: Gloeophyllum trabeum ATCC 11539
Lineage: Eukaryota; Fungi; Basidiomycota; Agaricomycetes; Gloeophyllales; Gloeophyllaceae
Exons: 3
Coding region: 1-891 (296 amino acids)
Biological process (GO): endoplasmic reticulum to Golgi vesicle-mediated transport; retrograde vesicle-mediated transport, Golgi to endoplasmic reticulum; intra-Golgi vesicle-mediated transport
Cellular component (GO): COPI vesicle coat
Molecular function (GO): structural molecule activity; protein binding
Source: RefSeq, a predicted model, not a curated record
AUGGAGUCCUCAGAAUUAUACCAUGCCAAGCAGCAGUUCAUUCUGGGAGCCUACUCGUCGUUGAUCGACUUGACACUACCUGACCCCAAUUCCCCGGAUCACAACCCCAUACUGCUGUACAAGGCUCGAGCGCACAUUGCCUCUGGCAGCCCCAAGUGGGUAACGGAGCUUGUUCCAGCAGAUACUGAAGAUGUUUCCUUGAAAGCUGUCACUGCCUUGGCCCGGUAUAGACAAGCUACAGAAGAUGCCGACAAGGACUCUGCACUAGAGGAACUGCGAGAUCUGUGUGUAGAGAUCGAAGGAGAGGACGGGAGCACCGACGAGAGACAGAAGGCUCUGGUGCGCGUUAUAGCUGGAACCGCAUUCGUGUGGGCCGGCGAGAUCGAGGAAGCUUUGGAAACUUUGGGUGCUGGAACCAGCCACGAGAAUCUUGAAGCCGUUGCUAUCACUGUGCAAAUCUACCUCUCCAUAAACCGCACCGACCUUGCAACGAAAGAGUUCAACCGGGCCAAGCGAUGGGCAGAAGAUGAUCUCCUCCUGCAGCUCAUAGAAUCGUCUAUUGACCUGGUGAAGAUCGGAAAUGAUGCAUACUCCAACCCGAACUCGUUCUACAACGAGCAACUUGGCAACCCGUCCUUGACUUCCCCGCACCUUUUGACAGCGCGUGGUGUCACACGCCUUCUGAGAGGGGAGAUUCCAGCGGCCAAGUCGGACUUCGAAGAAGCACUCUCUCAGAAGCCUGGCGACCCGGAGACCUUCGCCGCCCUGACAGUAGCCUCCAGUCUACCAGGGUCGAAGAGAGGGGAAGGCGAACAAUUCUGGAAGUACGUAUCUCCGCGUCGUAUUGAAGUCUUUCCCUUCGUAUUGACUUGCGGGCGGCUAGUGAUUUGA